This is a messenger RNA of Parastagonospora nodorum SN15, 1440 nucleotides long. RefSeq lists its product as hypothetical. The transcript is spliced from 3 exons. Bases 1 to 1440 code for a protein of 479 amino acids. The record is from RefSeq and is a predicted model, not a curated record. Lineage: Eukaryota; Fungi; Ascomycota; Dothideomycetes; Pleosporales; Phaeosphaeriaceae.
AUGGACAGCCAGCCGCCUCUGCACCACCCGUCGCCAGACGUGCUGAUGCCUACCACUGAAGUCGCGGGCCCGGAGACGCCUAGGUAUCGCGCUCAAUCGCGUUCCGAGUCGGCGGCGCCUGUCAAUAUGUCAAAGCUACCCUCGCCCGACCGUGUCAAGUUCACGUCUCCCCCACCUCGCACCACGUCCUCAAUGACGCCGCCGCCAUCGUCGCAGUUGCCAAACUCACGUGCUGCCAUGCGCACGCCCACGCCGCCCACUCCCCAGCUUACCUCGCCGCCCCCAACGAGCAAGCUGCCUAACCAGCCCUCUGUGCUCACAGAUGCGGCUGCAGCGCUCUACUCGUCCAUGGUCCACAGCCUGUCCGACAUCCUACGCGACGUGAGGUUGUCUGCUGCGCAUUACAAGCUGCAGUACAACAUGGCCGCCAUGGAGAGUCAGGAGUCGGCUAGUCGUAUGGCUGUCGAGCUCGCCAUGGCCCAGAGAGAGAUUGACGUCCUCCAGCAAGCUGAGGAGAAGCGAAGGAGCUCGAUGGCUCCACCCGAGCCAACCUACCAGGAGUCUGCCAAUGCAGCUAAUGCCAUCAUGAUAUCCGAGAUGAACCGCCACAAUCAGAUGCUGCAGAGCGAGAACGAGGAGCUCCGGAACGUGUACGAGCAACAGAAGCGCUUGACUGAGCAUCGUGAGGGCGAGCUUGCCAGCCUUAUCGAGGAGAACGACAGGCUCAAGACUAGGAUUCGCAUGAACCGAGACCACAUUGCUCCGCUCCUCGAGCAGAUUGGCGAAAACUCGCCGCGAUCUGUUGAUGCGCGGGGCCAGAGCAACUUCGAGGCUCUUCUGCUUGCCGACAAGAUGCUCAGCCAGGAGACCGCCACCGCUCCCACUACUCCAGUCCGAGCAAGCAUGCAGCGAUCGCGAUACGGACACCACCGAGGCGCCCAGUCAAUGUCAUCGCUUCCUCAAACCCCAAACCGCCGCAUUGCGCAACCUAGGGCUGAAGUACCGCGCACUCCCCCUGCCUACAUUCCUGCCACUAUCCCUCAGUCCGCACCUCCUGCGCACUAUGGGCAGAAACCAGCGACCGCUCGCCGUCAGAGUAGCAACUCUACCAUCACUGCUUCGAGCGUGGAUGAAGAGGAAGCGUAUACUGACCGGGAAGAGGAUGAAGUCAAAGAGUCUCAAGCUAGCCAGAUGGCCACGAGUAUGCUGCGCAAAGCCCCAGCUUCCAAGAUGUCUGCCCCACCUCCCACAUCGUCGAACCUAGUGCAAAGCAAGAUUUUCGGCCAAGUCAAGAAAGGACAUGGUCUUACACGCCCGGGCGAAAAUGAGAAGCGAAGACUUCAGUCAACCCCAUCCACGGAGCAACUCAGCAGUCCGAUGAAGCGAGGACGAGUCAACCCUGGUGUAGGUCUCGGCAUUGGCGGUUUGUUGCGCGACUGA